GGCUUUCAGAGCAAGACAAAUUCCUCUUGAUUUUAUUUUAAAAUGGAGAAAUAUGAGAGCCUAGGUCUGCUUGGUGAGGGCAGCUACACAGCAGUGAUGAAGUGUAGGAAUAAAGACAAUGGAAGGAUAGUGGCCAUUAAGAAGUUCCUGGAGAGUGAAGAUAACAAAAUAGUUAAAAAAAUUGUCACCCGAGAAAUCAAGCUAUUGAAGCAAUUGAGGCAUGAGAAUUUGGUGAAUCUCCUGGAAGUGUAUAAUAAGAAGAAACGAUGGUACCUGGUAUUUGAAUUUGUGGACCACACUGAUGACUUGGACCUCUUUCCAGAUGGACUGGAGUACCAGAGAGUUCAAAAGCAUUUGUUUCAGAUUAUUAAAGGAAUCGAAUUUUGUCAUCAUCAUGAUAUUAUACACAGAGAUAUAAAGCCAGAGAACACACUGAUCUCCAAGUCUGGAAUAGUGAAGCUGUGUGACUUUGGAUUUGCUCGCAUGUUGGGAGUCCCCGGGGAAGUGUACACUGAUUAUGCGGCCACUCGUCGGUACAGAGCUCCAGAGCUUUUGGAUGGAGACAUAAAGUAUGGCAAAUAAGAAAUCACGAAGGCUAUAGAUAUAUGGGCUAUUUGUUGUUUGUUGAUUGAAAUGUUCACGGGGAGACCCCUUUUUCCUGGGGAUUCUGAUAUUGAUCAGCUAUACCAUAUUGUGAAAUGUUUGGGUAAUUUAAUUCCAAGACAUCAGGAGCUGUUCUAUGAGAACCCAGUCUUUGCCAGUAUGAAAUUGCCUGAAGCUGAAGAAGCCAAUUCUCUUGAAAGCUGCUGUCCAAAGCUCCCUCCAGUUGUGAUAGAUAUGGCAAAGAAAUGUUUACAGAUUGAUCCCAACCAAAGGCCCUUCUGUGAUGAGCUCGUGCACCAUGACUUCUUUAACCAAGAUGGAUUUGCUGAGAGGUUUUCUCAGGCGCUAAAAUUAAAGAUACAGAAAGAUGCCAAAGAACUUUCUUCAAUAAAAAUAUCUAAAGUCAGUAAAAAGGAAAAUGAUUCUUCAGGUGAAGAAAGAAAAACACUUGUUAUACAAGAUGUCAAUGCUAAUUCUAAAACUAGGGAUUCUAAAGUGAUCAAAAUGAAGCCACCAAAAGCCAAUAAUAAGAAGCUUGAAAAACCCAGCCAAACCUCUCUUCUUGGCUGUUUCCCAGACAGUGGAAUGAGUCAGAUCAGAACAGUUUAUCCAGCCACCUUGGGAGUCCCCAGAAGCAUCAGUGUGGAUUGCACAAAGAAUCUCAGCAUGGUGAUUCCUCCAAUUACACACAGUAUUUCCAGCAUUGUUUGCAUUGUAAAUUCAGGAGUGGGGCCUGUUCUAGGAGGUCACACUUACAGGGUGGAUGACAAGUCUAAAAAGAACUAUAUUCUAUUUGUUAAGCUGGGUAGCCAUUAUAAUGCUAACCUGAUCACACUGGUCUCUAAUGACAAGAACAUUCUUCAGGCAAACCAGAAAAGAUUUCAACCAAGACAAGAGGUUCAUUUGCCUGAACUAAAUUAUAAUCACUUCCCUGAAGUCGGAGGAAUUGAAGGUAUAGGUACCAGGGUCCUCCCUGAAAGCACCUCCAGAGGCCAGCUUCCCUCAUGUGGAACACCCAAACUGAGGAAAGCUGAAGGCCUACAUCACAAUUGUACUCCAAAAUCUAGGAUGACAAACUCCAGGAAUCAGAUUAUUGAUAUUCUGGGAGAAGAGCAAAACAGGGUGAAAUAUGUCCCAUUGAAUUGCCUUGUUAUUCCUGAGAGCAAUGCUGUGGAAAUGAAAGGGGAACAAAAGGACAGUGGUUUUCCAUUGUAUUUAAGACAGAUUCAGCAUUUUCUCACCAUCGUGGCAUUACCCCUUCCGCCUUGGUAA
Molecule: messenger RNA, 1875 nt
Organism: Phascolarctos cinereus (koala)
Lineage: Eukaryota; Metazoa; Chordata; Mammalia; Diprotodontia; Phascolarctidae
Gene: CDKL2
Product: cyclin dependent kinase like 2
Biological process (GO): protein phosphorylation
Cellular component (GO): nucleus
Molecular function (GO): protein serine/threonine kinase activity; ATP binding
Source: RefSeq, a predicted model, not a curated record